UUUAUAUUCUCCCAGGUUUCUAAAUCAACAAUUUAGAAAUGUGUUUCAAAUUUGUUAAAGGUCCAAAAUGCAGCCAGGCAAUUGCAAAUCAUUGCUGAAAUAUUUAGAUGUUCAUUUAUAAUGCAGGAACUUCUGAUUUAUGCUGACGAAAUAAACACGACUAGUUGAUAGUGUCUGUUCUCAAUUGUCAUUAUAUAGCAUAUGUGUGAUUGCACUUACACGCCUUCACACAUAUCUGAAAAAGAAUUUGCUGUCUUUAGGUCUUAGUCGCACACACAAAAUCCAAUUUUGCUUGUGCAAAAGGUUAUUUUUUUAUGAUUUCUAAUGAGAAAAUAAACUAAAUUGUACAUAGUCUAUCUCUAAAAUAAUGAAAAUAAAAGUGAAAAACAAGACAAAUGAUACUUGUUGUACACCCUCCUUUAUUACAAUUUUUUCAUGAUGAAAAUACGUUAUGGAUUUAUAUGAAACAUUAGUAAAAUAGUCAGGAGGUGGAUUCCAACUACUCUGUAUGUACAUAGAAAUGUUGCUUAAGGCGUUUUGAUUUCUAAGUAAAUAUCAUUUUGUAUAGAUAAACAGAAAAGAUACAAAAUCUAAACAGUCAUGGCUGUUUACAUUUGUGGAAAGCGAUAUCGUGGAAGUUGGCCGGGAGUAUUCAGCAUGGUUAUGCAACCUUAUCAAUUUUAUCAAUUUUGUCAAUUGUCGAAGUUAUCAUGUCAGAUCCAGGAAAGGUGUAUGCUGUUAGCAAUGCAGGAGGCUUAGGUUGGGGAAGGUGUGACAAAUGUGAUAAGUAUCGUCCUCCACGCUCACACCACUGCAGUCGAUGUGGAAAGUGUGUAAGAAAAUUGGAUCACCAUUGCAUAUGGAUUAACAAUUGCGUAGGUGAAGACAACAAUGGCUUGUUUAUACGCUUCUUGUCUUAUUCAUGGCUCCAGACAAGUGUCUCAGCAGUAUUAUGUCUUACCCACUAUAUGAACUGGUUUCCACCUUGCGCAACAUGUAUUGACUUGAACAGUCAGGAUGGCUACUUGAAAAUUAAAAUUAUCAUCUUAUUUCUUGAUGUUUCAUGGUUUAUUGUAUUCCUGUCUGGUUUGAUGGUGCAUAAAUUAAUUCUUCUAGCUGCGGAUAUGACAACAAUAGAAACUUUUGACAGCGGUGGUUUACUUCGAGCGAGGGUAUUUGAUAUUAGAAACCCUGGUUUUAUAAAACAUCUUUCUGUAGCAUUUGGUACUACUAACAUGUUGUUAUGGUUUGUUCCAUGUUGUUGUGGAAGCCGUAUUGUGCCUGAAUAUGAAAGCCCAGUUGAAAGUCCAUGGAUGUAUAAUGUGUGACAAAGAGGGGUGAUAAAAUAAUCCUGUUUUGUCGGACAAGUGUGUUACCACUUCGGAAGGUAUUUUGUGCAGGUGUAUUGCUGAUGUUUAAUAACACAGUGCAUAAAAAGUUUAUGUGGGUAAUUGAGUAUAAUCUAAUGCUAAAAUUUGGACAAUGUGACAAAGAGACAUAACAUAAACUGUUUUAGUCUUACCAAUCGAAACGUUUGUUACUGCUUCAAAAAGGUAUAUUUUGUACGUGUAUUUUCUAUGCUUAUGCACGUACCUUAUGAGGAGAAAAUUUGGCACUAUGGUUGAAAUUGAUUUAACUCUAAAUUUAUUGAUUUAACUGUAAAUGUAUUUAACUUAGGAAGUUCUCAAAUAUUUUAAAUUAAGCAUGGACAAAAUUUUUUCCCCAAAUUUACCAAUCCGGCCCAAUUUUUUCCACGCCAGAAUCUCUCCUUUUUAGGUCUAUUGUGCAUUUUAGUGUUGUCAUGGACUGUAUGAAUACACUUGAUUUUUAAAGGCUUUUAUAUGUUUUACCAGUAUUUUUUUUAUCUUAGUUACAGUUUUACAAGAACUUGUUAAAGGUCAUGUUGAAGGGGUCUAUAUAUGUCAUGAAGGAUUUUCGACACUAUUUCCUUAAAUAUUUCAUGCAAAUAAAUAUAUAGACUGACAUGAGAUAGUAUUCACAGUAAUUUGAUUAGAUACAAAUCUAACGGAGUUGAGAUCUUUGAUUUUAACUCUGUGUCAAUAUUUUGGGUAUGUGAUUUAAAGUAAUUCAAUCUGGCAACACUUUUGUGAAGACCUGCCUGUCACAAAAGGAAAAAUCACUGAGAAAAGAAAAGUACUUCUUUUGCUGUAAUAUUUCGUGCUUCACUAUACAAAGUAAAAUAGACACAGAAAAAGUACAUUUAGUGUACUCUAUUGCUUUUUAAAUAAAUCUGAAACACAACCAAAUAAAAUUGGUUAAUCUCCUAAAAAUUUUAUCUGUGAACUCUAAACUAAAAGGAGUUAACUUAAUGGCUUCCGUCUUCUAUGAGAUCUUCAAACAAAGUUAUUUCAAAUUAGUUAUUUCUUUUUUUUGCAUAUGAAUGGUGAGUGUGCCUUGUUUUAGCCUUAUCAAAAUUUUGGAUGGGGCUGUUUGGAGCUUGUUGAGCAUAGAUAGCUAAAUGAUUCAUUAUUACAAUCUUAUUGCUCUUAACAUUACUGUACAUUUUAAUUGCUUUUAAAUUGGUGGGCUUCCUCACAUUUGCAAAGCAAUUCAAUUAUGGUGAGAAAGAUAACAAAAAGUUGAAAACAGAUUUGGAGCAGAAUUGGUUAGCACAGUUAUCGCUUAAGUUGUAGGUAGUCUUUAUGUUAGCAAAUGUUUCUUUCAUCAGCUUGAUCGAUUGCAUAUUUGAAAAAAUACUUUUUACCAGUACGAGAAUUACAGAAUAACAUUGCUGUAGUAAAUUAUUGAAAUGUUGAAAUAUUCAUUUCUUAUCAUGAUCAAAUUAUACCUAAAUACAAGUUUAUUCUUCUUUAUUAUUAAAUAACCCUAACAGCUUACUUCCUAAUCUUUAAUUUUUUCCCCGAAUCUUUCCUGAUUUUGGUUCUUCAAACUUCCACACCUCUGAUGUCAUCAAUCCAUUUUUAUUUGUCUGUCACAUCAAUAUUAUUUUGACACAACAAAUGCUCAACACAUGAGAUGUAACCAAACCAUGCGUCCAACAUGGUGUUCCAUUGUUCACAUCUACACUGUUGAUGUUUUGUACAUCAUUUCGACAUAAAAUAUCUAAUUCUGUGUGACGGUUAUUCCAUGCAACAUGUUAACUGUUUUGUUUGAUUUUGUCUUUUGCCCAAACAUUAAUUUUGUUAUUGAUGAAACUUCCCACUAUUGAUCAAUUGUUUAUUAAUAUCAAAAAUAAAAUAAACUUUAAAACUUACUUAUUUUGAUUGAACAAAAAUUCAACACAUGAGAUGUAACCAAACCAUGCAGCCUAAUGUAAUGGUGUUUUGUUGUAAACAUCUACACUGUUGGUGUUUUGUACAUCAUGUCGACAUAAAAUAUCUAAUAUUGCGUGAUGGUCAUUCCAUGCAACAGGUGUUAACUCUUUGUUUAUUCUUUUUUCACUCAAACAGUACUUUAAUUAAUAGAAAGUUCCAAUAGUGUGCAUUCAUCUUCCUCUCUCAUGUGGACGAUGUUUAGAUGGAUUGUGAGAAAUUGAUCCCUUUAAAUUCCACUAUUGAUGAAUUGUCUUUAUAACAUGCUGUCCACAUCAAUAGUGUGCAUUCAUAUUCCUCUCUCUUCAGGGCGAUGGUUAGAUGGAUGGUAAAGAUACAGUUAAUAACAUUUUUUAACAGUCAUAACAUUUUCGUUAAGCCAAUUCCCAGUAUAGUUUUCUUGUUAACACACAAAAGGCAUAUCAGCCACUUUAAAAUUAUAGAAUUUUUAUCCUACAGUGUGAAUCCAUUUUUAUUUGUGAUCAUCACAGCAAUAUUUUUUUGACGCCACGAAGGGUUAACACAUGAGAUGUUACCAAACCAUGCGUCCAACAUGGUGUUCCAUUGUUCACAUCUACACUGUUGAUGUUUUGUACAUCAUUUCGACGUAAAAUAUCUAAUUCUGUGUGACGGUUAUUCCAUGCAACAUGUUAACUGUUUUGUUUGAUUUUGUCUUCUGCCCAAACAUUAAUUUUGUUAUUGAUGAAACUUUCCACUAUUGAUCAAUUGUUUAUUGAUAUCAAAAAUAAAAUGAACUUUAAAACUUACUUAUUUUGAUUGAACAAAAAUUCAACACAUGAGAUGUAACCAAACCAUGCAGCCUAAUGUAAUGGUGUUUUGUUGUAAACAUCUACACUGUUGAUGUUUUGUACAUCAUGUCGACAUAAAAUAUCUAAUAUUGCGUGAUGGUCAUUCCAUGCAACAAGUGUUAACUCUUUGUUUAUUUUUUUUUCACUCAAACAGUACUUUUAUUGAUAGAAAGUUCCAAUAGUGUGCAUUCAUCUUCCUCUCUCAUGUGGACGAUGUUUAGAUGGAUUGUGAGAAAUUGAUCCCUUUAAAUUCCACUAUUGAUGAAUUGUCUUUAUAACAUGCUGUCCACAUCAAUAGUGUGCAUUCAUAUUCCCCUCUCUUCAGGGCGAUGGUUAGAUGGAUGGUAAAGAUACAGUUAAUAACAUUUUUUAACAGUCAUAACAUUUUCGUUAAGCCAAUUCCCAGUAUAGUUUUCUUGUUAACACACAAAAGGCAUAUCAGCCACUUUAGAAUUAUAGAAUUGUUAUCCUACAGUGUGAAUCCAUUUUUAUUUGUGAUCAUCACAGCAAUAUUUUUUUGACGCCACGAAGGGUUAACACAUGAGAUGUUACCAAACCAUGCGUCCAACAUGGUGUUCCAUUGUUCACAUCUACACUGUUGAUGUUUUGUACAUCAUUUCCACAUAAAAUAUCUAAUUCUGUGUGACGGUUAUUUCAUGCAACAUGUUAACUGUUUUGUUUGAUUUUGUCUUCUGCCCAAACAUUAAUUUUGUUAUUGAUGAAACUUUCCACUAUUGAUCAAUUGUUUAUUGAUAUCAAAAAUAAAAUAAACUUUAAAACUUACUUAUUUUGAUUGAACAAAAAUUCAACACAUGAGAUGUAACCAAACCAUGCAGCCUAAUGUAAUGGUGUUUUGUUGUAAACAUCUACACUGUUGAUGUUUUGUACAUCAUGUCGACAUAAAAUAUCUAAUAUUGCGUGAUGGUCAUUCCAUGCAACAAGUGUUAACUCUUUGUUUAUUUUUUUUUCACUCAAACAGUACUUUUAUUGAUAGAAAGUUCCAAUAGUGUGCAUUCAUCUUCCUCUCUCAUGUGGACGAUGUUUAGAUGGAUUGUGAGAAAUUGAUCCCUUUAAAUUCCACUAUUGAUGAAUUGUCUUUAUAACAUGCUGUCCACAUCAAUAGUGUGCAUUCAUAUUCCCCUCUCUUCAGGGCGAUGGUUAGAUGGAUGGUAAAGAUACAGUUAAUAACAUUUUUUAACAGUCAUAACAUUUUCGUUAAGCCAAUUCCCAGUAUAGUUUUCUUGUUAACACACAAAAGGCAUAUCAGCCACUUUAAAAUUAUAGAAUUGUUAUCCUACAGUGUGAAUCCAUUUUUAUUUGUGAUCAUCACAGCAAUAUUUUUUUGACGCCACGAAGGGUUAACACAUGAGAUGUUACCAAACCAUGCGUCCAACAUGGUGUUCCAUUGUUCACAUCUACACUGUUGAUGUUUUGUACAUCAUUUCCACAUAAAAUAUCUAAUUCUGUGUGACGGUUAUUCCAUGCAACAUGUUAACUGUUUUGUUUGAUUUUGUCUUCUGCCCAAACAUUAAUUUUGUUAUUGAUGAAACUUCCCACUAUUGAUCAAUUGUUUAUUGAUAUCAAAAAUAAAAUAAACUUUAAAACUUACUUAUUUUGAUUGAACAAAAAUUCAACACAUGAGAUGUAACCAAACCAUGCAGCCUAAUGUAAUGGUGUUUUGUUGUAAACAUCUACACUGUUGAUGUUUUGUACAUCAUGUCGACAUAAAAUAUCUAAUAUUGCGUGAUGGUCAUUCCAUGCAACAAGUGUUAACUCUUUGUUUAUUCUUUUUUCACUCAAACAGUACUUUAAUUGAUAGAAAGUUCCAAUAGUGUGCAAUCAUC
This is a messenger RNA of Hydractinia symbiolongicarpus, 5946 nucleotides long. RefSeq names its product palmitoyltransferase ZDHHC21-like. Gene Ontology annotation, biological process: peptidyl-L-cysteine S-palmitoylation; protein targeting to membrane. The transcript has 6 exons. Gene Ontology annotation, cellular component: Golgi apparatus; endoplasmic reticulum. NCBI's taxonomy places the organism in Eukaryota, Metazoa, Cnidaria, Hydrozoa, Anthoathecata, Hydractiniidae. Bases 711 to 1328 code for a protein of 205 amino acids. Gene Ontology annotation, molecular function: protein-cysteine S-palmitoyltransferase activity. The record is from RefSeq and is a predicted model, not a curated record.